Molecule: messenger RNA, 6243 nt
Organism: Xiphias gladius (swordfish)
Lineage: Eukaryota; Metazoa; Chordata; Actinopteri; Istiophoriformes; Xiphiidae
Gene: klhl15
Product: kelch-like family member 15
Exons: 9
Coding region: 330-2228 (632 amino acids)
Biological process (GO): nuclear protein quality control by the ubiquitin-proteasome system; protein ubiquitination
Cellular component (GO): Cul3-RING ubiquitin ligase complex; nucleus
Molecular function (GO): protein binding
Source: RefSeq, a predicted model, not a curated record
CCAGCACAGAAAAUGGCGUCCGCAAAGCCUGUGUACUGCUGUGGCUUGCUACCCGUUUAAAUCACAGCCGAGUUAGGGGGGUGGGGGGGGUCCUCUCUGUCUGGCAGAUGGACGAUAAUAAUAUGGCAGUGCGCUGCUGCCGUCAGCUUUCUUGAUCCCGGAAUCGAACCCGCAACUUCAUGUCCGAAGGAGCCAGAGCUGCCUGGUCGAAGAGGGGUUGUGGGGAUUCGCACCGCCGAGGUGAUUGACGCUCAGAAAAGGGACUUUGUUAGCAUCUACUGGACACAAGGGGCACUGUCCUCUGAUUGGCUCGGACAACCCCCUCUGACAUGCCCGUGGCCAAUCAGAGGUGUGUUAUGUCGGGGGCGGAUGUGGAGGUGUACCUGUCCCAGGUGCACGACGGGAGCGUGUCGUCGGGCUUCCGGGCGCUGUACGAGGAGCGUCUGCUGCUGGAUGUCACGCUGUUGAUAGAGGAGCACCACUUCCAGGCCCACAAGGCGCUUCUGGCCACCCAGAGCGACUACUUCCGGGUCAUGUUCACAGCAGACAUGAGGGAGAGGGACCAGGACAAGAUCCACAUGAAGGGGCUGACAGCUGCUGGGUUCGGCCACAUCCUCCGAUUCAUGUACUACGGCUCGCUGGAACUCAGCAUGCCCACUGUCCAAGAAAUCCUGCAGGCGGCCAUGUACGUCCAGCUGACGGAGGCGGUGGAGUUCUGCUGCUCCUUCCUGCUGGCCAAGAUCUGCCUGGAGAACUGCGCCGAGGUCAUGCGUCUCCUGGAGGACUUCAGCGUGGGCGUGGAGGGCGUCCAGGAGCAGCUCGACAACUUCCUGCUCGACAACUUUGUCCCCCUCAUGAGCCGACCCGACUUCCUGUCCUACCUCAGCCUCGAGAGACUGCAGGCGUACCUGAACAGCGAUGCUCUGAGUCGCUUCCCAGAAAUCGAGCUGUACGAAGCCGUUCAGGCGUGGCUGCGGCACGACCGGCGGCGCUGGAGGCACACGGACACCAUCGUGCAGUCCAUCCGCUUCUGCCUCAUGACGCCUGCCAAUAUCUUUGAGAAGGUGAAGACGUCAGAGUUUUACCGUUACUCCAGACAGCUGAGGCAGGAGGUGGACCAGGCGCUCAGCUACUUCCAUGAUGUCAACCAGCAACCUCUGGUGGAGACGCGCUCCAACCGCAUCCGCUCCGUCCGCCCCCAGACCGCCGUCUUCAGGGGAAUGAUUGGUCACAGUAUGGUCAACAGCAAGAUCCUGCUGCUGCAGCGCCCCAAGGUGUGGUGGGAGCUGGAGGGACCUCAGGUGCCGCUGCGACCUGACUGCCUGGCUAUUGUCAACAACUUUGCCUUCCUGUUGGGCGGAGAGGAGCUGGGGCCCGAUGGGGAGUUUCACGCCUCCUCCAAAGUCUACCGCUACGACCCGCGGCAGAACUCCUGGCUACGCAUGGCUGACAUGUCCGUUCCCAGGUCGGAGUUUGCCGUGGGCGUCAUCGGGAAAUUUAUUUAUGCCGUGGCGGGCCGCACGCGAGAUGAGACCUUCUACUCCACGGAGCGCUACGACAUCACAGAGGACCGCUGGGAGUUUGUGGACCCCUACCCUGUAAAUAAGUACGGUCACGAGGGAACAGUCCUCAAUGGUAAACUGUACAUCACUGGUGGUAUCACCUCGUCCUCCACCUCCAAACAGGUGUGUGUGUUCGAUCCGGGACGGGAAGCGGGAGGCGGGGGGGGAGGAGGAGGGAGCUCGGGGGGCUCAGACGCACACAGGACACGUGCCGGCCGAGGCCCGCUGCUGCCCGGCACUCACGCCAGCUGCUGGGAGAACAAAUCCAAAAUGAACUACGCCCGUUGCUUCCACAAGAUGAUCUCCCACAACGGGAAGCUGUACGUGUUCGGAGGGGUGUGCGUGAUCCUGCGGGCCUCCUUCGAGUCGCAGGGCUGCCCGUCCACGGAGGUGUACGACCCAGAGACUGACGAGUGGACCAUCCUCGCCUCCAUGCCCAUUGGGCGCAGCGGCCACGGGGUGGCAGUAUUGGACAGGCAGAUCAUGGUGCUGGGCGGCCUGUGUUACAACGGCCACUACAGUGACUCCAUCCUCACCUUCGACCCUGAUGAGAACAAGUGGAAGGAGGACGAGUAUCCCAGGAUGCCUUGCAAACUGGACGGUCUGCAGGUGUGCAGUCUGCAUUUCCCAGAGUACGUGUUAGAGCACGUCAGACGCUGCAGCUGAGGUCUGCUCCACAACAAGCCUCCUUUUAUAGAACUGGGAAUGCACUGUUCAAGGACUGAAGUCUCCCGCUGGGAGAUCAGGUGUUUACAGGUGGGACACUCUACUGAUGUGCAGGCUUUUAAAUUAGAGACCAGCACUUACCCAAGGUAAGGAAAAGAUGGCUGGGGCCAUAGAUUUGCUCUUCUUAAUGAAGGCAGUCGAAGCGUGGCGUGGUGAGACGUCACAUGUUAACAGUCAGCUUGAACAUUUUCAGAAUUAGCUUUCUCAGAAAAUUAAGGAAAAAUACUUGUGGGGAGAAAAAAAGGUUUGAUUCUGCUGGUUUAUGUUUGGACUGUGGUCAGUUUCCUAUUCUACUACUCACCUGCUGUAUUUAGGCUGUCCAGUCAGGCUUACUGCAGAAACGCACUGGAAGCGUCAGAUUCGUCCCUUUACCGAGGGGGGAACCUGUAUUUCUUUAAUUUCGCCAGUCAAACAAACCGGUAUCACCAAUCUCAUUUGAAUUAGGUUCCUCCGCCUGCUUCCUGAGAUUCCAUAGCAGCCAUCGACCUAUUUAAAGGCAAACACACAUCCUGUAUAUCUUUAAUCAAGUUGUUCUUGUUUAGAAAUAGGUUAGUGAAAGCCAAGACGUGACUGCGGCUAUUUCGAACAAUCAAAAAAAAUGCCCUAUAAGAUAUAUAACAGCAAGUUAAAGCAUAAAAUGAGGUAUUUAAACAAAAUAUAACACUAUAUACUGUAGUGUAGUUCAUUUUAUAGCCUGUCUCCAAAUAUACUGUACGAAGCAGACCGUAGAGAAAGGAGACCAUUAAACAGAUACUAUGACCAUGUUGUUACAGAUGCUGCUGCUGCUUCACUCCGCUACCAGCUGUGAUCUGUCGGAUUGCAAAUCGAUUAAUUCAGGUUUCGCUUCCAGUGCGUUCCAGCUUUUUAGUCCUAAUUCUGCUCUUUACUCCCAGAUAUCCACUACACUGUGCUCAUGUUCAUGUAACAUCACCGUGUCUUUCUGUAACACUCCCCCCCCCGACACACACACACACACACACACCCCUUCAUAUUUGUGUGUGCCGAUGAGAGAGAGAGUUGAAUGCAAGAUUGAGGCUAAAAAACACAAAACUACAUGGUACACGAAGGCUCGUUCCUCAUCCGGUGAUGGUGACGGUGUCGUAGGAUAAUAGUGAAACGAACGUGUACACCGCAGAGGCAAACGUGCUCAGGAAAGAGAGCUCUUUGUCUCGGAGCAGUCCCGUAUCUGUCUAGUCACUGGCAGUGCUUUACUUACUCUCAUCUACAUUCCCAGCACUUUAUCGGUUCUCAUUGGGUGUAAAUGCACAGUUUGCCAGCUAAACUUCCAAGCAGCUGUAGUAUUACAACUGGAGACAUUUAGCAGUGUCUGAAAUUAACCUUCUGGCUGACGUGUCCAGGUGAACUUAACGUGUGCCCACCGUCAAAAUAUGCAGCUAGUUAAAAUACUUAAGAAACACCAGGCCGCACGGAAGAACAAUUUCGUAUUCCUGAGUUAAGCCUCUCUUACUUUCUUCUGCAAGAUUUGAAACUAAUUGAUCAGCUCCGUGUGCUGGUGUCAAUACGGUGAAACUAGAGGAAUCAAGACAAUUGGAGAGUAUUAAUGGUACAGAUGUAAGCAACCUGUUAUCAGAGCAGAGCUGAUGAUCUAACACGAGGCUAGAAGCUAAACGUCGUCUUUCUAAAGCAGAGCGGUCCACGACUAAUGUGAGAGGCGGUCAAGGGGGAUGUGACGGUCACAGAGGUGUUGGAAAAGACGAUAUUACGGCCUGAAGUAGGGGAUGUUGAACUGUCGGGUGCAACAGAGGAUGACAAAAAACAAGAAAAAGACAAGAAAAACCUGCAUAGGAAUGAGAGAAUUUUCCAACAGCUACUGACAUGUAUACGUUUCUGUGCUGAAGUAUGCCAAAAAAAACACCCCCAAAACCUCUCAGUAAAUUGGUUAACCGUGAUGCUGAUGACAAUACGUUGAAUAGAACAUUCAUUUUGCGGUACUUUUGCCUGUGGAGAAAGGUGGACCGUACGCACACGGCUCGUAUGACAACAGAAAAUUCUCCGUGAAAUUGCCAAAAAUCCUCUUAAGCGUCCUCGUACGUGCCGGUCAAGAUCAGAUCCGUGCAUACGAGCGGUUCUUGCAUGAGGCCCACGGUUCGUCUCUUUACCCGGUAACUAAUCUACACGUUUCGUGUUUGUCGCGUGCAAAACCAUGUUCUGUGUGUUUGAAUUUAAGCUUCCCACACAACCAGCAGAGCUCAGUGGAACCAGGGCUGCUAUUUCAGCUGUGAAUGACUCAGAGAAUUACCAGCCAGUGUUUUCAGAUGAUCUUUGUCCGCCAAAGCUGAGUUUUACCAGCGUUUUUGGCAGUCGGCUGUGUUAAUUUCAGACACUGAAAUAUCACCUGGAGCGAACUCAGCCAUAUGAGAGGCGUUUAUUCAGCAGAUGCAAAAUUUCUGUUGCCAUAGCUUUCACAUCCAAGCAAUCCAGCGCCUCGAUCAUGCAGCCCAGCAAGCCCUGCUGGAUGAGCAGCUCCCAUGUUUUGGACCUUGUCCUUUCUGGAUAUUUAUUUUUCUUUAUGAUUAUUAUUUGUUUUUGUUUUUUUGUUUUUUUUUUUAAUGAGCCAACUGUGAAAAGGGCUAGAGCACAUACUGAUGCAGUUCUGUCUGUCAGCCAUGUGUGUAAGCUAUUUAUUUUCUGAAGUAUUGCUUCUCACCGAGCUAUGCAGUAACAGUACUAGGGUUAUUUAUUAUGACGAGAAUUUCAUUGUGAAUCGUGUUGUUUUCAGAUUGUACCCUGUCUUCUUUCCUUGUCUCAUCCUCAGCCGUCUGUCCGUUUCCACCCCAGCAGCACUGCAUGUGGCUAAUGAAUGGAUUUCCUCCAGUGUGAAGUGACCACAUUCCCUAGAAGAAGGGUUAAUAAAAUGGGCCUAUAGGGGAAAUAUUUGAAAAUUUAGUUCUGUUUUAACACAUGAACAGGUACAUUUUAAUGCAGAAUAGGGGGGACAUUUAGAGUUACAGUCCAUUCAUUACAGUCUCCAGCAUCUUUAUAUUUUCCUGUAUGCAAAUGAUCAUUCACUGGAUGUUAAAUUUACAGGUUUUUCAUCAUUUUUCUAAAAUGCAAACUUCUUGGUAGGUGGCAUGUUUUUAAAGGGAUCAGACUUGAGUUUCAUCCUGGUUUGAAAACACUCUGGUAUCAUCCUUUAAUUCAUGAUUCUUUGUAUCGACGUUGUCCCGGUUGUCCACGCACAAACCUCUCAAGUCCUGAGCCGUAGCUCUACAGUGUCGAAGCAGUGCACCGUGGGUUUGUCUUUUAGGGGGAGAUCUUCAACGCCUGGUGUAUUCUCCCCAGAUUUCAAAACUUUUUUUUAAUUUAUUGUCAAGAUUCAGGUUCAAAACACUUCACAUUCUUUUCUUUUUAAUGUCCACAGCAUUGUACCUCCCACUCUUCACGUGGUACUUUCCCAUUUUUGCACUUGUUUUUUUUCCUUGGGACUUCUUUUUCUUUUUUUUUUUUAACACCUCCACAACCAUGAAAAUAGAUAAAUCACAUGUGCUGAACACACAAAAUGAUCACACUGUCCGGUUUGGAAACAAGCCUCGUUCACUCCGCAUACCUUUUACGUUUUCUUACGUGUCACCGUACCCUGCAGCUGAUCGCAUGGACAUCACGUCCGCCACUCUGCAGUCCUCUCGCUGCUCCUCCUCCUGUCAUGUUGCUGUUUAAAGAAGAAAACGUUUAACCGAUUAAAAGAACUACUGUCCUGAGUUGAGGCACAUUCAGUCAUAGCGCAGCAUCCUUUAGUCCACCAGUCUUCAGUCUGUCAGUAGGAAAACAGAAUAGAGGAUUAAAAAAAACAACAAAAAAAACCUUGCUACAACGACUGUAUCCGAAAAAGGAAGAAAAAAAUCAGAUUACGUUAUCUUAUAAUCUGAGUAGAAACUCUUUGGAAACGAUUUGUAACUUCUUUCCAGAAAUAAAUGUUCAUAUUGGUCGACUUUCA